AUGGCGCCCUCAACCUCGGACGCCGCGGCGUCCAUCAACGCCAAACUCCCCUCCGCCCUCCCGGGCGCCGUCGCCGACAAGAUCCCUCACAUCCCCGAGUCCAAGGAGGAGCUGAAAGCCGACACCAAGGCCGCUGCCUCGGGCCUCGCGACCCAGCUCCGCUCCCUCGCCGCCGGCGGCUUCGGCGGCAUCUGCGCCGUCGUCGUCGGCCACCCCUUCGACCUCGUCAAGGUCCGUCUCCAGACCGCCGACAAGGGCGUCUACUCCUCCGCCAUCGACGUCGUCCGCAAGAGCGUCGCCCGCGACGGCCUGCGCAGGGGCUUGUACGCCGGCGUCUCAGCCCCGCUCGUCGGCGUCACGCCCAUGUUCGCCGUCUCCUUCUGGGGUUACGACCUCGGCAAGUCCCUCGUCCGCUCCUCCUCCUCCGAUCCCUCUGCGCCGCUCUCCAUCGCCCAGGUCUCCGCCGCCGGCUUCUUCUCCGCCGUGCCCAUGACCGCCAUCACCGCCCCCUUCGAGCGCGUGAAAGUCAUCCUUCAGGUCCAGUCCCAGCGCCUCAAGCCGGGCGAGUCGCCCAAGUACGCCGGCGGCCUCGACGUCGUUCGCCAGCUCUACGCCGAGGGCGGUCUGCGCUCCGUCUUCCGCGGCAGCGCCGCCACCCUUGCCCGCGACGGCCCCGGAAGCGCCGCCUACUUCGCCGCCUACGAGUACAUCAAGCGCCGCCUCACGCCCAAAGACUCCGUCACCGGCAAGCCCACGGGCGAGCUGAGCCUGCUCGCCAUCACCGCCGCCGGCGCCGCCGCCGGCGUCGCCAUGUGGAUCCCCGUCUUCCCCGUCGACACCGUCAAGUCGCGCCUGCAGACCGCCGAGGGCAACGUCACCCUCGGCGGCGUCGUGCGCGAGGUCUACGCUCGCGGCGGCCUCCGCGCCUUCUUCCCGGGCUUCGGCCCGGCCCUAGCAAGGGCCGUGCCCGCCAACGCCGCCACCUUUUUGGGCGUCGAGCUGGCCCACCAGGCCAUGAACAAGGCUUUUGACUAA
This is a messenger RNA of Colletotrichum higginsianum IMI 349063, 1035 nucleotides long. RefSeq names its product Carnitine acyl carnitine carrier. Gene Ontology annotation, biological process: carnitine transmembrane transport; mitochondrial transport. The coding region runs from base 1 to 1035 and encodes 344 amino acids. Gene Ontology annotation, molecular function: O-acyl-L-carnitine transmembrane transporter activity. The transcript has 2 exons. Gene Ontology annotation, cellular component: mitochondrial envelope. The record is from RefSeq and is a predicted model, not a curated record. NCBI's taxonomy places the organism in Eukaryota, Fungi, Ascomycota, Sordariomycetes, Glomerellales, Glomerellaceae.